Nerophis lumbriciformis (worm pipefish) is the source of this 4715-nucleotide messenger RNA. RefSeq names its product chemokine-like protein TAFA-2. The record is from RefSeq and is a predicted model, not a curated record. Gene Ontology annotation, molecular function: receptor ligand activity. NCBI's taxonomy places the organism in Eukaryota, Metazoa, Chordata, Actinopteri, Syngnathiformes, Syngnathidae.
GUCUGUCGGACUCCAACAGCAGCACACAUCUGUCCCGACUCGUCCUUGUCGAGGAUAAAUGAGGCUUUAACGUGAUUUUUAUCUGCCGUCUUUGCUGCUCUCUAGAACUAUAAGUUCCCUUGCUUCCACCCCUGCGCAGAAGGACGGGAAGAGGAGUGGAACUUUUAGCGGACCUUUUUUUUUUUUUUUUUUUUUGGGACCCAUUACAGGAAUCCCAGUUUGAUACCGUGUUCAGUGGCAGUGGAUGUUUGCGGUGCAACUUUGCAAGCCCGGCAGCCCGUGAGGAGGGGAUGCGGAUAGCGGAGUGGCUAUGAGGACUGAAGUCAGCUUGCAGGGCUAAACAGAACCGGACCACACCGCACCAACAGAAUGCGAGAGCGGGGCCCUUGUUUGUGCGGAGUCGGUGUGUGGAGUCUACUGCUGUCUCUUUGUCUGGCCUCCCUCACUCAUGCACACAGGAGCCACACAGUGCACGUCAAGGCGGGCACGUGCGAGGUGAUCGCUGCCCAUCGCUGCUGUAACAAGAACAAGAUCGAGGAGAGAUCUCAGACUGUCAAAUGUUCCUGCUUCCCUGGACAGGUUGCUGGCACCACUCGGGUCAUGCCCUCCUGUGUUGAUGCCUCUAUUGUCGCCCAGAAGUGGUGGUGUCAGAUGCAGCCCUGUAUGGAAGGGGAGGAAUGUAAGGUUCUUCCAGACCUUACAGGAUGGAGCUGCAGCACAGGCAACAAAGUCAAGACCACGAAGUCCCAUUAGGAGCUGCUCGUAAAUUGAAAUUGACGAUGGACAGCGAGCAAGCGAGAUAGAGAGGAUGAGAAGGAGAUACACGGGGAGCUGUGAAAAGAACGAGGGAGGAAAGUAGAAAAAACGUGGAUGCGAGAGAGGAACACGGAAGGCAAAGGUAAGAGGAAGAUAAAGGAAUAAAGAAAACACUUGAAGACAAGAAUAUUGCACUUGGUCAGCUGACUGAGAUUGCAGAGCAGGCAAGAACACACAGAAGAUUUUGUCACUCUUGGCCCUUCCCUCCAUCUCUGACUGUGAGGAGGAACGGAGGAGGGCAAAAGGGAGGAGAGAAGGAGGAGACGGAAGACAGCUCGAUCAAUGCCAAAUAAUAUCAUAUGGAUGAGCAGCCAGACAUUGCUGGGCUGCCAAGACACUGAGAUGCCAUACACCAGGGUGUGGAAGUGUGUGCGGACAAUUGGAAAGCAUAGACUUACUGUAUUUACACUAAAUAUUAAACAGUGUUUGCCAUGCAGCAACAUUGGUUGAUGGUUCAGUGUGAUCGGGCCCAGAAAGCGCCACCUACAGGCAUAUUUAUACUUGCAUGUAAAUUACCGCCUCAGGCAGUGUUUUUCAACCACUGUGCUGCAUCACACUAGCGUGCCGUGGGAUAUUGUCUGGUGUGCCGUGGGAAAUUAUGCAACUUUGCCUAAUUGGUGCCAAAAUAUUUUUUUGCAAAUCAAUAAUUUUUCAUACUGUGCCGUUGUCUAGUGCCUGUGCUGUGUAGAGCUUUGCAGGGUAACCAUGUAAUACUCCAUGUCAGUAGGUGGCAGCAGGUAAUUCAUUGCUUUGUAGAAGUCGGAACGCGUCGAGGAUGGUUUGUCGUGAUCCCAAUAUGCAGAGCACAGCGGGAGACAGUGUGCAGGUAAAAAGGUAUGUAACGCUUAAACCAAAAAUGAACAAAAGGCAAGUCCCGCUAGGAAAAAGCACUGAAGCAUAGGGAUGGCUAUGCAAAACAAAAGUAAAACUGAACUGGCUACAAAGUAAACAAAAACAGAAUGCUGGACAACAGCAAAAACUUACAGCGUGUGGAGCAGAGACGGCAUCCACAAAGUACAUCCGUACAUGACAUGACAAUCAACAAUGUCCCCACAAAGAAGGAUAGCGUACGCACAACUUAAAUAGUCUUGAUUGCGAAAACAAAGCAGGUGAGGUAAAUAGCACUCAAAAGAAGGCGUGAUGCUGCUACAGGAGAACACCAACAAAACAGGAAGGGUCACCAAAAUAACAACGCAAGACAGGAAACAACAACAAACUCAAAACAAGGCACGACAACCUGAUGGAGUUUCAGUUUUUAACCUUUUCUGCUGGUGGUGUGCCUCCGUAUUUUUUUUAUGAAAAAAAUGUGCCUUGGCACAAAAAAGGUUGAAAAACACUAGCCUAGGGGACCAAGGGUCUGAUUAACUAAGACCGAAAUACCAUGCGCUAAACAGUGUGUGCAAAAAAAUAAAGAGCGUGUACUAUGAGUGGGCGUGUUGCGUGUGAUCUACCAAGACUGCGUGUACAAUUUAAAUGAUGAUUUUGCAUGCAUACGGGCCUUUACCGCAGGCGAUCAUUUUCUGAUGUGUUCAAUCAGCAGCACACAUCUGUAAUCUGUAACACCUUUUCUGAAUCGCAAUCUAGACAACAGAAACAUACGCACACUGACACUUCAUUCUGUGCGCGAGAUCUGCGAUCACAUUACGGAUGGAUGGAACUUUAUUGUCAUUGUACAAGUAAAACAACAUUUUGUUCUGAGCACGAACCUGUUCAAGAUUAGACAAAGGAACCUUGUACAGGGUUACAGAACAGGAACCUCGAUGGGUCGCUACUACGGCGGUGAAGGUGGGGAAAAGGUAGACGCUGGGGGAGGAUGAGUUUAAAAAAAAGGGGCCCAGUCAAAAAAAAAAAAAAAAACAGCGCAUUCGUGCAUCUGAAAUUAAUCAACUGCAAGAAAAUGCACAAUGGUAGGAGAUAUAUUUCCUAAAUUAAAAAAAAACUGAAAGACAUAAAAAAAACACAUCAAUUGAAGUCAUUUUAAUCAGCCCCACAAGUCAUCCAGUGAGAAAUAAUAAUUUAAACGGGAAAUUGCUGAAUAGACAAUAUGUCUGACUUUUUAUUUUUUUAUUUCUGUCAAUACAAAUAUGUUGAAACACACAUGUAGACAGAUUAGUUCUCUGUCCAUCUUAGACAUAGGCUUAGACAAACUUUAUUGAUCCACAAGGGAAAUUGUUCCACACAGUAGCUCAGUUACAAAAGAUAGAAAGGAUAAUGCAGGUAUAAAGUAGACAAAAAAUGUACCAUAGUAGCAAUACAAAAUAUACUAUAUAUGUAAUAUUUAUAUAUUACAUAUAUAGUAUAUAAUAUAUACAAUAUAUAACCAAACCCAAUCACCAUGUACAAUAUUACAGUAUAUGUAAGAGCUGCAGCAAAAAAAAGGGCAGCAUAAAAUAGAGAGUAGAUCCAGCAGAAAAUAUACAUUAUAAACAAAGAGAGGUAGCUAUGUCUUUGUCGUAUGUCUUUGCAGUGCGAGCACCUCUUUUAUCACAUCUGUGUGCACCUGUGUCAGACAGUGGGUCCUUUGCACACGUAAUAAAUACAACGCAAAAUAGCGCUCCCAACACAGGGAUGAGUGUUGAUGAAUCACAUUACGCGUGCAGUAUUGUGGGUCUCUCAAAAUCUGGUCUUUAAGCCUCGGCCUCAGGACCCUGAAGCCUAUAACGUGACUCUGGCACAAGCUCAACUCCUUGCCCACAAUAGACCCAAAAUGGAGAGACCUGGUUGCCACGGUUGGCUCUACGCGCCUUGACGUGCAAGAGGACUAAAGAAAGAAAGAAAGUAGGGUUAAAGGGUAUACCGGUAUUAGUAUAGCACCGCGAUACUAAUGAAUCAUUUUCGGUACGAUACCGUCUCUGAAACGUACCGGUCCCGCAUCCCCCCGCGCCCGCGUCGAAGUCACGUUGUGACAUUGCUGGUUUACGAGCAGAGGAGCAUGUUCGGCGGCACACAAUCACGGAGUACUUACAAGCAGACACAGUGUGUGGACAGAAAAGGGAGAACGGACGCAUUUUGGCUUAAAAACUAAAGAUAAAGGUGAAGUUAUAACACUGAAACGCCCUCAGGAAGAGGUGCUUUAAGACAUGGCUAGCUAGCUAGCGGCUAACGUCCAUCCGCCGUCGGCAGUGUUUUAGCUACUUCUAAAUCACUAAUCCUCACCUCCAUGGCGACAAAUAAAGUAAGUUACUUACAAGUAUCAUCCCUGCAGGACGAGGAAUAGCUAAACAUGCUUCACUACACACUGUAGCUCACCGGCAUUAAAAUGUAAACAAACGCCAUUGGUGGAUCUACACCUAACAUCCACUGUAAGGAUAUCAAGUACAGGCACGUAUCUAGUCGAUACUACUAUGAUUACGUCGAUAUGUUUUGCCAUCACAACAUCUUCUUUCGUUUUAAAAUAGUAUAUAUUAUGUUUAUAAACUCAGGAAAUAUGUCCCCGGACUCAUGAGGACUUUGAAUAUGACCAAUGUAUCAUCCUGUCAUCGGAUUGAUAACCAAAUUUGUGGUAUCAUAUCAAACAACAGAAGAAUAAGUGAUUAUUACAUUUUAACAGAAGUGUAGACAGAACAUGUUAACAGAGGAAAUAGGCAGAUAUUAACAGUAAAUGAACAAGUAGAUUAAUAAUUAAUUAUCUACCACUUGUCCUUAAUAAUGUUGACAAAAUAAUAGAAUGAUAAAUGACACAAUAUGUUACUGCAUAUGUCAGCAGACUAAUUAGGAGCCUUUGUUUGUUUACUUACUACUAAAAGACAAGUUGUCUAGUAUGUUCACUAUUUUAUUUAAGGACUUAACUGCAAUAAGAAACAUAUGUUUAAUAGAGAUGUCGGAUAAUAUCGGCCUGCUGAUAUUAUCGGCCGAUAAAUGCUUUAAAAUGUAAUAUCGGAAAUUAUCGGUAUCGGUUU